CCAGCCCUCUCCUCUCACAGCCGGCCACGCGGGGACCGUCACCUCCUGGGCCGUUAACCCUCGCGGCCGUUGCCCGUUGCCCGUUGCCCCCGCGCCAGCCCGUGGCGCUUCCACCCACCGGAAAGCCCUUGCGGUGCUUUCCCGCCUGACCCGCCGAGCGCGCGCGGGGCGGGGCGGGGCUUGGUGCCGCUCAAAUACGGGCGGAGAGGAAGCGGGGAGGUGUUGCGCUGCUGUGUUGCUGUGCUCGGCUGAGCCCGCUCCUUUCCGAGUGACAAAGUCAAGCCCAGGAGAAGGUACAUCCUUUCCAGUUUCUUAGCCCUGUCAAAUCCCAGAGAAGAGGACCAGAGGACUUCACUCUCCCCAGCCAGCACACUCUUUAGGGUAGAGGGCAAGGACUUGUGGUCUGAAGCAGAAGGUGGCAAGAGCUGAUCUGUCUCUGAAUCUAUCAUGGAACAGAUCAAUGGAUCUGUCCAGAUGGAGCGUGCACUGCUGUACAGUUUCCUGGAGGCAUCCUCUGACUGCAGGUUCAGAGAUCAACUGCAGUUCCUUCAAAGCCCAAGGACUGCCUAUUUCCAAGGUGGCUUCUACAAUGAUGAUGAGGUUGAACUUCAGACUGAUGGCAAUCGGAGUGGCCACAUGCAGAAUGGUGGGCUAGUGUUUGACCCUGAGGUAAAUGAAGAAGUUAUCCGCAUCAUUGCUGCUCAGCUUGCUGAGAUUGGAGACCAGUUUGAUAAGGAAAUCAAAGCAAGAGUAGUAAAUGAUCUAGUUCAGCAUUUUCUGAAUGAGAAUCUGUCUGCAGAGGAGAUAACUCGGCGCAUGUCAGAGGCGGUGGAAGAAAUUGUACGAGCCAUCCCCUCAGACAUGGAAAAGGAGAAGGCCAUGUUGGUGAUAGCAAUGGUCUUGACUAAAAAAAUUGCAAAUACAAUGCCCUCCCUUCUACAGCAUGUCUUUAGCACCACCGUGAACUACAUCAGCCAGCUCCACAACUACAUUGUCAGAAUGCUGCGUGAGUAAGCUCUCCAGCCCUAUGUGGGUAAUGUGGAUUCCUGAAGACUUUUCUUGGUGUAUGCAAAUCACUUUUUCUGUUCUUAACUUCUGAGAUACAGCUGUGAAAGAGAAGGUAGAGCUUGGUAGGUAGGCUUUUGUAGACUAGCACAGCAAUUAUAGUAGUGUGAGCUCUGUGUCAGCUCUGCCAGCACCUGUAAGGAGUAGCGCUUGCCCUCUCUCAUCUUACAAUAGCAUUUUUUUUUUUUAAUUUUUUUUUUUUUUUAAUAUUAGCAGUAACAGGCUUUGUGGAGACCAGGGGAAAUGCUGUGAGCACAAAGCUGGCACUCAGUAUUUUUGUCUAAUCAGUGGUAGCAUUUUGCUUUGUUUUUCUCUUCCCAGCCCUGCUCCUGGUGCUGCAGCUGAGCCAUGCUGGCUGUUAAGUGUUCCCAGGAAGGCCUCUGGCUGUAGAA
Molecule: messenger RNA, 1457 nt
Organism: Calypte anna (Anna's hummingbird)
Lineage: Eukaryota; Metazoa; Chordata; Aves; Apodiformes; Trochilidae
Gene: BID
Product: BH3 interacting domain death agonist
Exons: 7
Coding region: 448-1014 (188 amino acids)
Biological process (GO): positive regulation of extrinsic apoptotic signaling pathway; apoptotic mitochondrial changes; positive regulation of intrinsic apoptotic signaling pathway
Cellular component (GO): cytosol; mitochondrion; cytoplasm
Source: RefSeq, a predicted model, not a curated record